Messenger RNA from Cynara cardunculus var. scolymus (artichoke), 2158 nucleotides. Its product is annotated as LEAF RUST 10 DISEASE-RESISTANCE LOCUS RECEPTOR-LIKE PROTEIN KINASE-like 2.4. Gene Ontology annotation, molecular function: ATP binding; protein kinase activity; polysaccharide binding. Gene Ontology annotation, biological process: protein phosphorylation. The transcript is spliced from 3 exons. Lineage: Eukaryota; Viridiplantae; Streptophyta; Magnoliopsida; Asterales; Asteraceae. The record is from RefSeq and is a predicted model, not a curated record.
AUGAAACCCCGUCUCCACCCGACCCCAACCCUCUUUGUGUCUGCCGUGAUUCUAGCCAUCGUUGUUCGUUUUCCGCCCAUCUGCUGCCAAGCUACUUCACGAUAUGAUGCUUGUGGUGAGUCGGUCGAGUGUGGGAACGAUCAACUCGGGUACCCGUUUUGGGGGUCAGGCCGUCCUGCUUAUUGUGGCCACUCGGGUUUUCAGCUCACUUGCCAAUCCGGUGUUUUCUUACUCAACUACGAAUCGGUAGACUAUCGAGUCUUACGAAUGGUUACCAGUACACAAGUAAUCACCAUUGCUAGAAAUGAUCUUUAUACCGACUCUUGCCCUCGAUAUCUCCACAACACCACCUACAACUCGACACUCUUCAACGACGAUAAUUUUGGCCAAGAGAAUGUAUCCUUGUACUACGGGUGCAAUUCUAAUCUAACAACGGUUCCGUUGCCAUCUGCUCGUUACAUAUUUGAUUGUGUUGUGAAUAACACCCAAACUGAAAGUUACUUCUACAGAACCAGUCUGAUAGAGAACAACUUGGUCAACUUCAGUCAGUGCAACAAUCAUAUCACUGUACCCGUGAAUCAAACUUGGGCUACUCAAUUGGGGUUGCCCACUGCUACAAUGAAUCAGCUAAGAUCAGCUCUGACUUCUGGUUUCAAUCUACGGUGGACGGUGUAUAAAGACGAGUGUGAUCGGUGUAUGCGGUCCGAAGGUCGAUGUGGGUCCAAUUCGACUUCCAUGGAGUCGUUUGCUUGUUAUUGUGCUAGCGGGGAAUUCUCGCAAACUUGUAACAAUUCGAAUGAAGAAGGUAAGUGAUUUUGAAUUUCCAACAAAUUUAACACGAAAUGGAAGCUUGUAAUAGGAUUUUCAUGUGGCAUAGUUGGAACUAUGCUCCUACUAUUUGUGAUACUCUAUCGAAAAAAGAGGUUACUUGAAACUUAUAAAGCCUCAAAUCAUCAAAUAGAGAUCUUCAUAAGGAACCAUGGAAGUAUGGCGCCUGAAAGAUUCAAGUAUUCAGAAAUCAAGAAAAUGACAAACUCAUUCGUUGCAAAAUUGGGACAAGGGGGGUUUGGAAGUGUCUACAGAGGACAAUUGCAUAAUGGAAGUUUAGUUGCAGUGAAGCUCUUGGAUGGAGCCAUGGGAGAUGGAGAAGAUUUCAUUAAUGAAGUCGCUAGCAUCAGUCGAACUUCUCAUGUCAACGUAGUCACGCUCUUAGGUUUCUGCUUUGAGGGAAAGAAAAGAGCCCUCGUGUACGAAUUCAUGCCAAAUGGAUCCUUGGAUAAGUUUCUACGUGAUGAUGGCGCUCGUUUGGACUGGAACACGUUGUUCAAAAUCUCAAAAGGGAUUGCAAGAGGUCUAGAGUACCUGCACCAAGGCUGUAACACAAGAAUCGUGCACUUCGACAUAAAGCCUCACAACAUUCUCUUGAACGAGGAAUUUGUCCCAAAAAUAUCUGACUUUGGGUUGGCCAAGUUGUGCAAGAGGAAAGAGAGUAUUUUGUCCGUAAUGGGUGCAAGAGGUACAGCAGGAUACAUGGCUCCUGAGGUAUUUUUCAAGAGUCUUGGAGGGGCAUCUCACAAAUCGGAUGUGUAUAGCUAUGGAAUGAUGGUUCUUGAAAUAACUGGUGCACGUAGAAACAGUAACGCAAGUGCAAGCGAAGAAUAUUUUCCAGAUUGGAUAUACAAGCAAGUAGAAGCUGGAGAUAAUCUGGGGAUAAAUAGGGUGACAUCCGAAGAGGAAGAGGAAUUAGCUAGGAAGAUGGUGACGGUGAGCCUGUGGUGCAUCCAGUCUGAUCCAUCUGAUCGACCAUCGAUAAGUAAAGUUGUGGAGAUGUUGGAAGGAAGUUUAGAAUCAUUGCAAGUUCCGCCUAGACAUUUUUGGUCGUCUUCCACUAGGCCUGCCCAAGGCACAUUGCCAUCAGAGACAUUGACUUCAACUUCAAUCAGUGAAAGACUGCAGAGCAAAGCUUUCUCUUCCUAAUCCUCAACUCUUUUUGAGAUAUGUGAAAACUUCUACAUUAAGAUUUUGUUUCACACGAUUUUUCCAUCUAAGUCUAAUAUUUAAUGUAUUCAUUGACACAUAUUAUUUUACAAUGUGUUUAUUUCAUAUGUAUUCGGUUCACAAUGUGAAACUCCUAAGUGUAUCUUUUGUUUCAUAAACA